AUGAGCUGGUGCGACCCCCCCCCCCCCUUCAGAUCAGGUCGCUCCUCUGCUGCCCUGCUGACGGUUGUUCAGCGUGUCGUGGUCGUGGUCGUGGUCGUGGUUCUUGAGGGUCUCUUUGAUCCAGAAGAAGAGUUUGGGGUUAAAGGUCAUUUGGAUCCAAACUGUAAAACUGUAAGAAUAUCACAGACACCCUGAGAAUUGUGGGUAGUUGGCGUCCCUCUCCUGUGGAUGGCGGUGAAGAGCGUCAUUGUUCCUGAGCGCCGUGGGCAGAUGUUCCUCCUCCUCUUCAUCAGAAUCGAACCUCAGACCUCUUACAGAUUCAUGACUCCGGUCCGUUAUUGUUCACGCCGAGAUCCCGAGUCUCAUGAAUCGCCAAUGAAACGCCGUGAAGAAGAAGAGGGCGUGACGACCUCCACGGAGCUCCGAGCGUGAAAACCAUCUGUCGGCUCUCGGCCUGAAAAGGAUCAUGGGAGUUUGAUGGAGAGAGGAGAAAAGAUCUGAUGGUCUUUAGAAAGAGUUUCACAUCUGCUCCUUUCACUCCACUCUCCAUCAGCACACUCAAUUAAACUCCCAUAAUCCUUUUAGACAAACACAACAGCUCCUCCAACGCCACGCCUGCCACCGCCGCCGCCGCCACCGCAGAAGAAGAAGAAGAAGAAGAGGAGGAGGAGGAGAAGGAGGAGGAGAUGAAGCCUUCGGUGGAGUCAGUUUGUCAAAGAUCCACAGAAUUAAAAUAUCAGAAAAAUCAAAAAUAA
Xyrichtys novacula (pearly razorfish) is the source of this 755-nucleotide messenger RNA. The record is from the annotation of a GenBank genome assembly. Lineage: Eukaryota; Metazoa; Chordata; Actinopteri; Labriformes; Labridae.